This is a messenger RNA of Neltuma alba, 2698 nucleotides long. Its product is annotated as NADP-specific glutamate dehydrogenase. Gene Ontology annotation, cellular component: cytosol. Gene Ontology annotation, molecular function: L-glutamate dehydrogenase (NADP+) activity. Lineage: Eukaryota; Viridiplantae; Streptophyta; Magnoliopsida; Fabales; Fabaceae. Bases 421 to 2334 code for a protein of 637 amino acids. The record is from RefSeq and is a predicted model, not a curated record. The transcript has 16 exons.
GCCAUUUUUGCCCAUGAGUUCAUCGUCUGGGAUUGUCUUUCUUCUUCAAAAGUGGGAAGAUGAGAGAGAGAGCUUGAACCAGUCACUUGCACUCAGCAACGAUCACCUUCAAAUAAAGUUUACUCCUUUAUUAUCAUAUCCUUGUAUCGCCUCACUCGAGGAUUUUCUCAUCAGAGAACUUUCACUCAACUUGAGGCCCAAGAUCUCACUGAAAAUUUCGUCGUCCAUUCUGCAAACUCGCUAAUAAAAUCAACGGAAACAAAUUCGAGGGAGGAUAGAAUACGCAAGGAAGAAGUCUGAAACUCUGACUUGGGCUAUUCUAUUCCACCCUAUCCGCUCAAAUUUCGUAGGUCAACUACUUGCUUUAUUGUCUUCACAGAGAGUAUUUGAUUAAAGUCGUGGGGAGGGUUGUCAUGCUGAAUGUUGCUCCCAGCCACAGGAGUAGGGAUGAAUUCUGCAAUGGAUGAUAUGAAUUUGAUUCAGCAAGCUCAGAGGCAUCAUUUGGUUGUCAGGGAGAUAGGCGAAGAGAUUGACUUAGAAAUUGGACCUGGGGAUGAUGAUCCUUCUUUUGGUAACGCAACUUUAAUUGGUGCUCCUGCUAGAGAAUCUUCUGCUGAAGAGCAUGGUGAGAGCAAGCAAAUGGGGAUGGGUUCUCAUCUUCCUAAUGAUGAUCAGGAUAUGUCAAAGACACAACCAGCGAAGAGGAAAAAGAAGGUUGUGAAAAGAUGGAGGGAGGAGUGGGCAGACACCUACAAAUGGGCCUAUGUUGAUGUAAAAGAUGGGACAGCAAGGAUUUUCUGUUCUGUCUGCAGGGAGUAUGGAAGAAAGCAUAGAAGAAACCCUUAUGGAAAUGAGGGCAGUAGGAAUAUGCAAAUGAGUGCCUUAGAAGAACACAAUAAUAGCUUGCUUCACAAAGAGGCUCUUCGUCUCCAAAUGGCCUCCAAGGAUAAACUAAUUGUCGACAAGCCCAUUUAUGUCAAAGCUCUUAUGUCAAAAACAGCGGGAUCAAUUGUUGAAGCUGCCCUAAAAAGGGAUCCUCAUGAGGUUGAAUUCAUUCAGUCAGUCCAGGAAGCGGUUCAUGCUCUUGAAAGAGUAAUAGCCAAAAAUUCACAUUAUGUCAGCAUCAUGGAGCGCUUGUUGGAACCAGAACGCAUGAUUAUUUUUAGAGUUCCAUGGGUUGAUGAGAGGGGUGAGACACAUGUUAACCGUGGUUUUCGGGUACAAUAUAACCAGUCACUGGGUCCAUGCAGGGGUGGUAUUCGUUUUCAUCCAUCGAUGAAUUUAAGUAUUGCCAAGUUCCUUGGUUUUGAACAGACUUUAAAGAAUGCUUUAUCACCUUACAAAUUAGGAGGGGCUGCUGGUGGAAGUGAUUUUGAUCCAAAAGGAAAAAGUGACAAUGAGGUGAUGCGCUUCUGCCAAAGCUAUAUGAAUGAGAUGUAUCGUUACUUUGGUCCUGACAAGGACCUUCCAUCAGAGGAGAUGGGUGUUGGUACUCGAGAAAUGGGAUAUCUCUUUGGACAGUAUAGACGCCUGGCUGGUCAUUUUCAGGGAAGUUUCACAGGGCCAAGGAUAUUUUGGUCUGGCUCUAGUCUCCGAACUGAAGCUACUGGCUAUGGCCUGGUUUUCUUUGCUCAGCUCGUACUCUCUGACAUGAAUAAAGAACUCAAAGGAUUAAGAUGUGUCAUAAGUGGUUCUGGAAAGAUUGCAUUGCAUGUUUUAGAGAAGUUGAUUGCUUAUGGUGCUCUUCCCAUCACAGUUUCAGAUUCAAGAGGAUAUUUGGUUGAUGAGGAUGGAUUUGAUUACAUGAAAGUAUCUUUCUUGAGAGAUAUCAAAGCUCAACAGAGGAGUCUGAGAGACUAUUCGAAGACCUAUGCUCGAUCCAAAUAUUAUGACGAAGCGAAACCCUGGACUGAAAGGUGUGAUAUUGCAUUUGCUUGUGCUUCCCAGAAUGAAAUUGAUCAGUCUGAUGCAAUCAAUUUGGUUAAUUCAGGAUGUCGAAUGCUAGUAGAAGGUUCAAGCAUGCCUUGUACACCUGAGGCAGUUGAUGUUCUGAGGAAAGCUAAUGUUCUCAUUGCUCCUGCAAUGGCUGCUGGUGCAGGCGGGGUUGUGGCUGGAGAACUUGAAUUAAAUCAUCAGUGCAAUUUGAUGCACUGGUCACCAGAGGAUUUUGAAUCUAAAUUGCAGGAAGCAAUGAAACAGACUUAUCAGAGAGCUAUCAAAGCAGCAUCUGAUUUUGGUUAUCAAAAAGAAAGUCCCGAGGCUUUGGUACAUGGAGCUGUCAUCUCUGCAUUUCUGACCAUUGCUCAAGCUAUGACUGAUCAAGGUUGUGUAUAGGAGUUAACACUGUUAAAAACUCGAGUGCUUCUCUUCGCUGUGGGAAAUCCACUUUGCUCCUGGUAGCUACAAGCUUAGAGAUUAAUGCUGGCACUGCAAUCUCAAUGUCAUGAAGAACCUUGUACUUAGAAGAUGAUUUGACUGUAAAAUAUGCAUUGUAAUAAUUUAUACUUAGAAAUAUAAGUCUUAGAGGACAAAUUGGAAUAGGCAUUUGUAAGGAAGUUUAUAAUGUAUGGUUUAGAUGUAUAACAGAAAGGGGGCCUCAAUUAAUGCCAGGAAUGAGAAAUAUUUGUUCGUGGCUUGUCCAAUUGCUUGCAAGUUUCAAACUUGGAAUAGAGAUAAGUAUCAGGAUUGAAUAUGAUUA